UCACCCCCAACCAUCCGUCUCUGUACAAAUCCAAUGCCCUGAUGGUGAUGCGAUAGUAAUGUGUCAAAAACAAUAAAAUCAUUUAUUAAUUAAUUGCGUAUCAAAUUCUCUCCUUGACACAAAACAACAAACAAAAGGGAAACGAAUGAGGGUAUUACCCAGUCACGUCAUGUAGAAAUCUAACCAACAGAUUAGAGACAAAACUUGGGAUUCUGAGGGAUCAUUUCGAAACAAACAAAUCCUGCAAUUCCACAUUGUGGUUUUGGGAAUUGUAUUGGGUUCUCGAACAGAGAUAUACAUAAACGUACAGAGGAGGAGGAGGAGGAGGAGAUAAAAAAAUGGGUUAUUGCCCGUGUUUUGGCUCGAGAAGGAGAAGCAGGCCAGAGAGGGAAGAGGAAAGAACGGUUAGCAGGAAGAGCAGGCUUGAAAUAUCUUCUUCUGAACCACGAAAAGAUAUUUCUGCUCCAAAAAAUAAGGCAUCUGCUCAAAUUGAGGCUCGGACGUUCACCUUGCAGGAGCUUAAAACUGCGACGAAUAACUUUGGCAGUGGAUCUUUCAUUGGGCAAGGUGGGUUUGGACCUGUUUACAAAGGUCACGUGGAAAGCACCGGUCAGGCUGUGGCUGUAAAGAAACUGGACCAAUCAGGUUGCCAAGGGGAGAAGGAGUUUCUCGUGGAAGUUCUCAUGCUUAAUCUUGCACAUCAUCCUAACCUGGUUAAUUUGGUCGGUUACUGUGCUGAUAAAGAACAGCGUCUUCUCGUCUAUGAAUACAUGCCCUUGGGAUCUUUGGAUGACCACUUAUUUGAUCUUGCUCCUGAGAAAGAGCCUCUUGAUUGGAAUACGAGAAUGAAGAUAGCUGCCGGUACAGCACGGGGAUUGGACUAUCUGCAUAAUAAAGCAAGUCCUCCAAUAAUAUACAGGGACCUCAAAAGUUCUAAUAUACUACUGGAUGAGGGGUUCCACCCAAAACUGUCCGAUUUGGGGCUUGCAAAAUUUGGUCCAACCGGAGAUAACACACAUGUGUCCACCAGGGUCAUGGGGACUCAAGGUUACUGUGCUCCUGAGUAUCUUCAAUCUGGAAGAUUAACCAUGAUGACUGACAUCUACAGUUUUGGGGUGGUUUUGUUAGAGUUGAUCACUGGGCGUAAAGCAGUAGACAACUCCAACGGCAGUGAAAAGUACCUCGUUAAUUGGGCAUUUCCGAGAUGGAAAGACCGAAUGAAUUUGUGGUUAUUAGCGGAUCCAUUGCUGAAAAGUCAGUUCUCAGAAUCUGUGUUAAAGAAAGUACUAGAGGUAGCAUUUAUGUGUCUCCGAGAUGAUGCAACUGCCCGUCCUUCAACUAGUGAGGUCGUGCUUGCUCUUGAUUAUUUGGCGUCACGCAAGUACAAGCCAAAUGAAGCAGGGAAUGGGAGUCCGAAAACACCAAGCUCUCCAACUGAGACAACAAGGAUGUUAGCCAGGGAUUUUAAUCGGGAGCGAGCCGUGGCAGAGGCCAAGAUGUGGGGAGAACAUUGGAGAGAGAAAAGACGUGACAUUGCACCAGACUUGGAAUCCGAUGCCUUCAACCGUUGGAUCAACCGAAUGAAUUCAGCGUGAACAAUAGCCGUGUGGAUUUCAGCACUGGUUGGUUUCGAUCGAUACUCAAAGCAUGUGAAGACAGAGUAAAGGGAAAUCCUAACAUUGUUGAAAACUGAUGCUGCAUUACAUAAAUUAUACCAGCAUUAAUAAAACACCUCUCUUUUUUUGUCAA
Molecule: messenger RNA, 1749 nt
Organism: Tripterygium wilfordii
Lineage: Eukaryota; Viridiplantae; Streptophyta; Magnoliopsida; Celastrales; Celastraceae
Product: probable serine/threonine-protein kinase PBL7
Exons: 7
Coding region: 339-1595 (418 amino acids)
Biological process (GO): protein phosphorylation
Molecular function (GO): ATP binding; protein kinase activity
Source: RefSeq, a predicted model, not a curated record